Messenger RNA from Lynx canadensis (Canada lynx), 1383 nucleotides. Its product is annotated as histone H1.0. Gene Ontology annotation, molecular function: structural constituent of chromatin; double-stranded DNA binding; nucleosomal DNA binding. Lineage: Eukaryota; Metazoa; Chordata; Mammalia; Carnivora; Felidae. The record is from RefSeq and is a predicted model, not a curated record. The transcript has a single exon. Gene Ontology annotation, cellular component: nucleus; nucleosome. Bases 319 to 903 code for a protein of 194 amino acids. Gene Ontology annotation, biological process: negative regulation of DNA recombination; nucleosome assembly; chromosome condensation.
AGCGCCAGACGCGGAGCUGGGAAAGGGGAGGCAGAGGAGGCGGAGGCGGAGGCAGAGCGCGAGCCAGAGACCGAGCCCGAGCCAGAGCCCGGCGCCGAGACCGACCGACCGACCGACAGACCGGCGGGGCUGGGCCACGCAGACCCGGCCCGGCGAGUCCUCCCGCGACCCGAGCCAGGUCCCUGAGAGCCGGGGCCCGGACUGGCCGGGGACUCGGGAGCGCCAGAGCAGAUUCCCGAGUAAGGCUUUUCUCGGCCUCCGACGAGGGCUGGCCCUUUUGAAGGCGCCUCCUUCAACCGCAGGACCAGACAGGCCACCAUGACCGAGAACUCCACGUCCGCCCCUGCGGCCAAGCCCAAGCGGGCCAAGGCCUCCAAGAAGUCCACAGACCACCCCAAGUAUUCAGAUAUGAUCGUGGCUGCCAUCCAGGCGGAGAAGAACCGCGCUGGCUCCUCGCGCCAGUCCAUCCAGAAGUACAUCAAGAGCCACUACAAGGUGGGUGAGAAUGCCGACUCGCAGAUCAAGUUGUCCAUCAAGCGCCUGGUCACCACUGGGGUCCUCAAGCAGACCAAAGGGGUGGGUGCCUCGGGGUCUUUCCGGCUGGCCAAAAGCGAUGAGCCCAAGAGGUCGGUGGCCUUCAAGAAGACGAAGAAGGAAGUCAAGAAGGUGGCCACCCCAAAGAAGGCAGCCAAGCCCAAGAAGGCUGCCUCCAAAGCUCCCAGCAAGAAACCCAAAGCCACCCCAGUCAAGAAGGCCAAGAAGAAGCCGGCUGCCACGCCCAAGAAAACCAAAAAACCCAAGACUGUCAAAGCCAAGCCAGUCAAAGCAUCAAAGCCUAAGAAGGCCAAACCAGUGAAGCCCAAAGCCAAGUCCAGUGCCAAGAGGGCCGGCAAGAAGAAGUGACAAUGAGGCUUUUCUUGUGGACACUCCUGCCUGUCUCCUGUUUUCUGUAAAUACUUUUCUCCUUUCUUUUCUCUUGAUCUUCACCUGCAAUCCUUUGCCCCUUUCUAUCCUGACUGUAUAAGAGACAGAAUUUGGAUUCCUCAGACAUUAGGGAAUAAUUCAUUUUUCCUUAACCAAUCGUGCAAAGACAGCAACAACAAAUCUCUCUGUAAUGAUGAGAAUGUACUUUUGUUCUGUUGACUUGUUCUUAAUCUACUUAAUGGGUUUGGGGAUUUGGAUGGGUCUGUGUGUUUUGUUUGGAUGGUUUGUUCACUAUGAAGGUAGAGGGGCGGGAGAGAAUGGGCAAGGCAGCUUGUUCUGACUAGAUGAGGGGGAGCCCAGAAAUUGUAAGGUUUGGAGGAGUAUCUUUGAGGUGAGCUAGCUUUCUCUAGGUUGCUCACCCCUGUGAAGAGUUUCCGAAUCUCGGCGGGGAGAAGGGAG